ACGUACUGUCCUCCGCCCCAACCCCCAACUCCAAAUUUACCUAUUUUCACAUUAAAAUUUAUUUCUAUAGAAGUCAAGUGAUCCAUAUAUUUGAAUUUAUCCACGUGUAAAAUUUGGAGCCGAUGGUGGCGUCCGAACGAACAAGUCAGACAGGAACAGAACCCGAUACCGCACGCCUAUAAACGUAGGCUGAUACAAGAGCUAGCGUCUAGAGGGAGAGACGGGGUGAGAGAGGAGUGAGAGUGUGAGAUAGUGGUCUCUCAGAUGGCGGUGGAGAGAGACAUCGACGAUCUGCCGAAGAACGCCGCCAACUACACGGCUCUGACGCCGUUGUCGUUUCUGGAGAGAGCGGCUCUGGUCUAUCCUAAUCGCAAAUCGGUGGUCCAUGGAUCGCUGAACUACACCUGGCUCCAGACCUACCGACGCUGCCGUCAACUGGCCUCCGCCCUUUCCUGCCGCUCCGUCGGCUUCGGUAGCACGGUGGCAGUAAUAGCACCAAAUGUCCCUGCUAGCUAUGAAGCUCAUUUUGGAGUCCCAAUGGCUGGAGCGGUUAUAAAUCCUGUCAACAUCCGGCUAAAUGCACAAACUGUAGCAUUUCUUUUAGAACACUCGUUGUCGGCUGUUGUCAUGGUUGAUCAAGAAUUUUUUCCGUUGGCAGAGCAAGCUUUGAAAAUUUGGCAAGAGAAAAGCAAAGGUAGUUUUAAGCCACCAAUUCUGGUUGUCAUAGGUGAUGAAAACUGUGAUCCGAAGUGGCUCAAAUAUGCUUUAAGCAGAGGGGCAAUCGAAUAUGAGAAGUUCCUUCAGACUGGUGACCCUGAGUUUGCAUGGAAACCACCAGAAGAUGAAUGGCACAGUAUUUCUUUGGGAUAUACUUCUGGUACAACAGCCAGCCCUAAAGGGGUGGUUUUACAUCAUCGAGGAGCAUAUGUCAUGUCUUUGAGUUCUGCUCUAAUAUGGGGGAUGACUGAGGGACCUGUCUACCUAUGGACUCUCCCCAUGUUCCAUUGCAAUGGCUGGUGUUUCACAUGGACACUUGCAGCUCUUUGUGGGACAAGCAUAUGCCUUCGACAGGUCACAGCAAAGGCAGUUUAUUUAGCCAUAGCACAACAAGGGGUGACCCAUUUCUGUGCUGCACCUGUCGUGCUCAAUACAAUAGUAAAUGCUCCACGAAAUGAGACCAUCCUUCCUCUGCCUCGUGUAGUCCAUGUAAUGACAGCCGGUGCUGCCCCACCCCCUUCCGUUCUGUCUGCGAUGUCUCAAAAUGGUUUCCGUGUUACCCAUACUUACGGCCUCUCAGAAACCUAUGGCCCCUCCACUGUGUGUGUGUGGAAGCCUGAGUGGGAUGCACUCCCCCUGGAAGCUCAAGCCCGCCUCAAUGCCCGCCAGGGUGUCCGAUACAUUGCCUUGGAGAACCUUGAUGUGGUCAAUACCAAAACUAUGAUGCCUGUACCAGCUGAUGGAACCACGGUUGGGGAGAUAGUGAUGCGGGGUAAUGCUGUAAUGAAGGGCUACUUGAAGAAUCCUAAAGCAAAUGCCGAGACUUUUGCAAAUGGCUGGUUUCACUCUGGGGACCUGGCUGUGAAGCAUGAAGAUGGUUAUAUAGAAAUCAAAGACAGAUCAAAGGAUAUCAUAAUAUCUGGUGGUGAAAACAUCAGCAGUGUGGAGAUAGAAAACACACUAUAUCUACACCCGGCAAUUUUGGAGGCAUCGGUUGUGGCAAGGCCAGAUGAGAGAUGGGGAGAAUCACCUUGCGCCUUUGUGACACUAAAGCCAGGCUUUGAUAAACAAGAUGAAGAGGGGAUGGCAGAAGACAUAAUAACGUUUUGCCGCACAAAGAUGCCUGCAUAUUGGGUUCCAAAAUCAGUAAUAUUUGGACCAUUGCCAAAAACAGCUACUGGUAAGGUACAGAAGCACCUACUGAGGGCCAAGGCAAAGGAGCUGGCACCUGUAAUGAGGAGCCGGUUAUGAAAAUAAUGUCCAGCACAUCAUAAGAUGUGGCAUUCUGGUGGUGCUACUGCUUGGACCUUUGUCAAAGAUGGCUGCAGGAGGUUAGAAAAGCAUUUGGCGACGACCAAGGCAAAGGAGACGGGACCUGUGGAGUACAAGUAGCAGCAUGUGACUAAUAAAAGUUAGCUUCUUAUGGUGCUGUUCAUUUCCCUUUCAUCAAUUUUCUUUACAGUUAUAUACCGGACUUUAUGUUGUUGGACAAAAUGGGUUUGGUUAAUCUAUUUGUUAAUUUAGCUCGCC
Messenger RNA from Diospyros lotus (date-plum), 2247 nucleotides. RefSeq names its product acetate--CoA ligase CCL3. The transcript is spliced from 3 exons. The coding region runs from base 265 to 1968 and encodes 567 amino acids. Lineage: Eukaryota; Viridiplantae; Streptophyta; Magnoliopsida; Ericales; Ebenaceae. The record is from RefSeq and is a predicted model, not a curated record.